UCUCAACUUGUAAGUACUAGUAUUUCCUUGUUUUCUGCAGUAUUCCUCAUAGAGGCUAAGGCCAAUUCUGUCUUAAAAAGAUACCCACGGACUAAUGGACUUUUGGAAGAACUUAAAAAAGGAAACAUUGAGCGUGAAUGUUAUGAAGAACGCUGUGAUAAAGAAGAGGCAAGAGAAGCAUUUGAAAAUGAUGAAAAAACAGCAGAAUUUUGGAAAGACUACACCAAUGGACUCUAUGGAGGAAGUAACGCAGGACAGAACUGGUACCCAUUUUACCUAACGUUUCCUCUAGUCAUUGGCCUUUUGGUGGUGGUUCUUAUUAUAUUUGUCACAUGGAGAUGCCUGUUCCAAAAAACCCCACAUGGACAGUCCAUGUACACCCAGAGCAGAAACAGGGAAGAUAUAGGCGACAGAGCCAUUCCUGAUCGGAGAAAUCCCAUCCCUCAGUCAUUCAGCGUUCUUCAUUCUCCCCAAGAAGAAAUAUUUGAAGGCAGUGGACACUUCCCAAGGUACUUGAGCUACACAGAGAGACCUAUGGAUUUCUUAUCAAUCAGGUUGUCAAACUGUGAACCACCACCAUCCUAUGAGGAAGUUACUGGUGAAAGUAGCACACAGAGAAAUGAAUUUGCAAAUCAUUUGGAUCUGCCUCCUCAGUAUGAGGACAUUGUGAAUAGCAUUUCAGUACUUCAUGUUAAUGUCAAAUGAAUGAUGAAUGAUGAAAUGCUCCCUUUGUAGAAACAAAUGAACCCUAACACUUUUUAGCACUUUAUUAUAGCUUGGUGUUUCAAAGAUUUCUACUGUAUUAUGCCAAUUCUUAUUCUAUAACUUUGGUUUAUUCUGUGAGAAUCCCUACAUUUGGGAAACAAAAUAGACUUCAGCGUGACUAUAUAUUAACACUAGGCAUGGCAUUAUUGUCAUGGCAUACUUUUUCUACUAUUGAAAGUAGUGCUAAUAAAUAGCUCAAUUAUAAAAAUUGAUUGUUUAAGCAGAUGGCAACACAAGACUGACUUUAUCUAGGUUCAGAAAUUAGGGAAAAUUGGUCUUGAUUUCUAUUUCAAUGGGGAAACCUCCCAGGAAUAGCAGGACUGUAGACUAAACUACGAAGUCAAGAAAAGAUCUUGAAGGCAAAGGGUGAACCACUUCUGUAUUGCUGUCAAGAAAACUAUAUAAAUGUAUCCAUGAAAUUGGAAGUCAAGUUUGGCUUGAAAAAGACUUAACCUUGAACAAAAUAGAUACAGUAAGAAAUGUUGACAAUUUCCCCCUCAAAAUAAGUAUUUUUGGAAUCCUUGUAUAGCAAAAACGAGCAAAUCAUUUAGUAGGAAUAGUCAGGUUUGUCUCUAAAAUCUACUUGUUACAAUGAACACUAAUUAAAACUAUGUUGAUGAUUAACUAUAUUUAAGCACAUGUAUUUUGAUUGUUCAGAAGAGUAUUAAUGACGUUUUGUGAUGCUUUGAUCUAUAUUUCCAUUUGUAAGCACCUUAAAGACUAUGAUUCUGGAGACCCACCA
Molecule: messenger RNA, 1507 nt
Organism: Pseudonaja textilis
Lineage: Eukaryota; Metazoa; Chordata; Lepidosauria; Squamata; Elapidae
Source: RefSeq, a predicted model, not a curated record